AUGGCUGUGCUUCUUUUGGUCGGUUAGUUUCAAGAUGACAAAGGUUGUUCUACUCAAGUUGGCUUUUCUAGGCGUACUGCUGAUUCAAGACUUUCCCUCUGCGCUUGUGCUCUACUUUGGUCAGUAUCUGCAAGGCUAUCUGUCCAUGUUUACUGCUGGCUCUCGAUCGUCUCUUCUUGGUUGCGCUUGGUUAUGCUUGGUUGUGCUUGGUUGCUUGCAAGUUCCACGAUCACAAGGUCUGUUCUACUCAAGCUGGUUCCCUAGGCGUCUUCAAGACUAUCCAUCAAGACAUACCGAUACCUCAAAACUGUCUCUCUUUGAUAAUGCUUUAUCUUAG
Molecule: messenger RNA, 337 nt
Organism: Gilbertella persicaria
Lineage: Eukaryota; Fungi; Mucoromycota; Mucoromycetes; Mucorales; Choanephoraceae
Exons: 4
Coding region: 35-337 (100 amino acids)
Source: RefSeq, a predicted model, not a curated record